Molecule: messenger RNA, 4410 nt
Organism: Heterocephalus glaber (naked mole-rat)
Lineage: Eukaryota; Metazoa; Chordata; Mammalia; Rodentia; Bathyergidae
Gene: Tpd52l1
Product: TPD52 like 1
Biological process (GO): positive regulation of apoptotic signaling pathway; positive regulation of MAP kinase activity
Cellular component (GO): cytoplasm
Source: RefSeq, a predicted model, not a curated record
GCGGCGGCCGCGGUUGCCUCCCCGCGCCCCGAGAGCGGGAGCGGCGAUUCGGGCACCGCGCCCCGCUCCAGCCCGCGUCCCCGCGCCGCUGGCCGCCGGCACCAUGGAGGCGCAGGCCCGAGGUCUGCUGGAGACAGAGCCGCUGCAAGGAAGAGAUGAGGAUGCAGCAGCCAGCGCUGACUUCUCUAGGGUGCUGUCCGAGGAGGAGAGGGAGGAGUUAAAGGCAGAAUUAGUUCAGCUGGAAGAGGAAAUCACAACACUGCGGCAAGUGCUGUCGGCCAAGGAGAGGCACCUGGUGGAGAUCAGACAGAAGCUAGGCGUGAGCCUGAUGAACGAGCUGAAGCAGAACUUCAGCCGGAGCUGGCAUGACAUGCAGACCACGGCUGCCUACAGGAGGACGCAGGAGACCCUGAGCCACGCGGGGCAGAAGGCCACAGCGGCGUUCAGCACGGUGGGCACGGCCAUCAGCAGGAGGCUGGGGGACAUGAGGUCUCACUCCAUCGGCUACUCCAUUCGCCAUUCCAUAAGUAUGCCUGCUAUGAGGAAUUCUCCGACUUUCAAAUCAUUUGAGGGGAGGAUUGAGACAACCGUCACAAGCUUUAAGGACACUGGCAAACCCACGGUUCACACGUGAUCUAAGUAUCUGACCCCACCCUCAGGCUCUCACUGCCUGAACUCCUGUGCUCGGUCGGUCGGUCGGAAGGCUUAUCGCCCAUCCCUCUUGCGCCUUUCAUGCCAGCAGCUCGGCCCACCAGAUACCGUCCUGUGUCGAGACCUCCUGAAAGCGCACGCUAUGCUUGUGUGAUUUUCCCUGGGUUUAACAGGAAUCACAUCCCACACACCUUCUCUCACACAGCCAAUGCCUAAUUUCUCUUUUCCUGCCCACCCAGGCAGUGGAGAAUAGCUGAUAAUCAUGUUUUAGGUAAAACCACCCACUUCUUCAGUAGUUACAAAUUUCUCAUUCCCCUUUUCCUCCAGUUAGCCCUUCUUUCUGUAGCUUGUCUUCUGCAGUUUGCUUUCAAGUGCUAAAUCCUCACCGACGUUUCUGUACCACUGCUCCCCUCUGGAUCCCCGACUGCAGCUCCUGAGUCAGCACAUAUGAGAGCCCUUGUACAUUUCUGUCACAUUCCCAUUCCCAAGUCUGGCUAGAAGCUUGGUUUUUGAGACUUCUGAUGGGCACCGAGAUCCUGCCGUGCUUAUAUUCCCAGAGAAGCAACAUCCUACUGGUCCUACUGUGAAGCCAGCAGCUGUGGGUCUCCUCAUGCAAUCUGACACGUCCCGUGCAGCAUUUCUGUCAAACCGGUUAUUCCUCGUCCUCAAUGCCCAAGUCUAUAAAUAGUCUGCUUUUCCAUGAAAACAUUUCCAAUCCCUCAUAAUCACAUAAAAUUCAGUCCUGCUACAUUCUUACAGUGUAUCACUUCAGAACACCCCUUGUAGUGUGGUUCUGACAGUCAGCAAGCGCACUGUUUCGUCCAGAACAAGCAACCAGAUGCCAGGUCAGCUCCUGUGAAGCCACAUUUGUGUUUGAGCCAUGUCCCAGUGACCUGUGAAGAACUCCAGCCCCACAACCACUCCACAGCCACAGCCGGCAGCCACAUUUACCGCACCUAAUUUUGAUGGAAAUAUUGCAUGGCCUGAAUCAAAACGUUUAUAAAAAGACAAGCAAGAUAUGUUAUACUUUUUGUUCAUUUGUGUGCUCUCAACCAGCUAUUUUAUGAGAGAUUAGAAAGCACAAUUCAGCCGUUCAAAUGGAAUUUUCUGCAGAGAAAAAUUAUAAUUUUAGAGACAAAGUGACAAAUUUUUGGUUGAAAACCUAUUGUGAAGGGGAGGGUCCAGGAAAAGCUUAUUUUUCCCAUGUCUGCUUAAGCCAAGUACUGUAGCCCUGACCUUAUACUGCAGAGUGCAGUCAGUAAAAUCCAUGUGGUUAGAAGCCCCGAAUUUCCACCCGCUCUUUGCUAAACUGUUUGCUUUCAAAGCACUUCACUUGUUUAGCUCACUGUUUUGAUCUGAGGGAAUCAAGGAGAGGGAAGAGCCCAGCCCGAGCCCAGAACAGAGCAUCAGCCGCAGGCACUCACUGGGCUCGAUACUGUCAGGCAAUGUUACUGGGAAACAGAAGCAGGAGAGAAUGUGCUGGUAAUAGAGCAGACUGCCUUGGACCAACCUCAUUUGUUUCUCUCAGAGAAGGAACAGGCACUGGGAGCAGGCGCAGGGGAAAGCGCCGUCCUCUGCGCGAGUCCCAGUGUUGAGACAGCGCAGGAGAGAUCAGCGCUGCCCAUAGGCUCAAGCCCAGGCCAGCUCAGCAGGUCACCUACUGUGGUGGGAGCUGCAAGCUGAGAAUGGCUUUGCAUUUUCUAAAGGUUGAAAACACCAGGAUCAGAACAGUUCAUGUGUGAGUUAAAUGGCACCAGGUUCCUGCUCUGAUGCCCGUACUUCCGCUUGGGGAACAAAGCCUUGCUCGUUGCUUACAUAUUUCCUGCAGCAGCUUUCUACAGCUGAACUCAGUAUCUUCGACCAAGACGAUGUGGUCCCCCAUGACAGUAAAAAUAUUUACUCUCAGGUCCUGUACAUAAAGAUUCUUCUGACCCAAGCAGUAUGGAAACGCUUAAGAGGCACAGAAAGAUUUCAGGGCCAAUGGGAGCAGAGUGUCUGUUUUGGAAAACAUGAACGCUUUUCAACCCUGUUGUGUGUUUGUUUCAGAGGGCGGCCCAGGCAGUGGGACACACCCGUGUUCUGGGGGAGGUCACUGCAGUGCCAGGGACGCUGGACACAAGAUGCCAGCUGGGCAGUGCAGCAUGCUUUCUGCUCUGUCGCCCUCUUCCUGGUUUCUCCACACUGUGAGCGAAUAAAGGCAGGCCAGGGAGAAGAGCAAGCACACCUGCACUAAACACGUUUGACCAUUACAUACUUUUUUCCCCCAAUAAGUUUAUUGGUACAUGUUAGGUACACAAUACAGUUACAUUCAUCAUUGGGAUCUUGCACCUUUACAUGAGUCUCUUGGUUCUUAUUUUUCCCCUUCCCCUGCCCUCCCUUCACCCCCUCCACCCUUCCCUAUUUGCAAAGACUUUGUUUCCAUUAUUUUCCUUUUCUCAUACUUUUUCCCUCCUUUCCUUUUUUGAAAGACUUUCAAUAAGAACUUUUUCACAAUAGCUAAGCAUAUUGUUAAACCGUAAGUCGAUUUCUCUGUGUUCUGUGUAGUCAAUUGCAGGCACGCAAAAGAAUCCCGGAGAGCAUCGUGCCUUGCUUGCUAAGGGCUGUUCUGACCUGAAAAGCAGUUGCCACAAAUUUAGCCCUGUGUGGAACUUGAUCCACUCUCACAGCAGAAAGUGGAAAUCACUUGCAUUGAGCCACUCAGUCCUUGUCAAGAGCCAUUUGUCAGGAAUUCAGGUUGUCCUGCUAAAUCCCAAGUAGAAAACCUGAGCGUCAGGCACAUAAGGAUGUUUAUACAUUUGCAACACUGACAGGACCCAAUCUGAGUCCAGUCCAUCUUGAUUAAAUCUGUUCUCUGGAUGAAUGCGGUAGACACUGCAACCCAGCGACCUGAUUAUCCUCUGGAAGGAUCAGAAUCCUAGAUGUAGAAGAAACAAAGAGAACGUUGCUAAAUUGUGCAAAAUAGUUUAGAAUCCUAUCACUGAGUGCAAGUACGAAUGACAUUAUGCACUGUGUUACAGGAACCUGCUUCCUGCUCUCCGAAGAUAAACCGUCUUUCUGAAUUCUAAGUAAUCAAGCUCUUGGCAUGUUAUAAAAACAUUACAAACUUACAGUGAGCUGCUGACUGCGUCUUUGCCUGUCUGCCCGUUUCAGAUGAAAGUGGGGGGGGCGAAGCACGGCGGAGGCGAUUUCGAGGAGGUCCUCAGCUCCACAGCCCAGGCCAGUGCCCAGAGUCCCCCAGGAGGCCCCUGGCAGGCCGAAGAGGGGCCGCAGUGCUAGGUCCUUGCAGCCUGCGGCCCAGCCAGAUGCCAGCCACCAGCCAGCCACGCAUGUCCUGGCGUGUCCAGAUACGGAGACCAAAAUCCCCCUGGGAAAGGCCCAGGGCUCGAUGAUGUUCUUAUUCCAAGCAGCCUCUCCAGAAAGUCGAAUAAAAUGAUUUCCACUUCAUUGGUGUUGAUGAUGGACCACGUGACCAUCACCCACAGUAUGCAGAGAUUGUCAUCUUUCCCAGUGUCCCAAGCAGAGCAGGUGCACGAUUGGUCAUGGCCCUUGUCUGUGUCACCCAGCGUAUAUUCCCUGACAUGCAGCUAUAGCUAUCUGCUUUGGCCCUCUGGUGCCUCCUUUCUGGUGGGCAUGUCCUGUUGUGCUGAGUGGAGCCCUUGCAGGUGCAGCACCUCACGCAUCUCCGUCAAGCUGCUUGUGAUCUCCUCCAUAUCAACUGUGUACGUUUAUUUAAGCAAAUAAAAGAACUGAUUUUAAGGA